Spizellomyces punctatus DAOM BR117 is the source of this 5833-nucleotide messenger RNA. RefSeq lists its product as uncharacterized. The transcript has 8 exons. The coding region runs from base 487 to 5694 and encodes 1735 amino acids. Gene Ontology annotation, biological process: protein deubiquitination. Gene Ontology annotation, molecular function: cysteine-type deubiquitinase activity. The record is from RefSeq and is a predicted model, not a curated record. Lineage: Eukaryota; Fungi; Chytridiomycota; Chytridiomycetes; Spizellomycetales; Spizellomycetaceae.
AUCGAGUCCGAUGAUGCAAGUGGCAUUUUGCAUUUGCUUUUUGGCAACUUACUCUCGCCUGCCAUGAUGUAUGUUUUUGCGAGUUUUGAUACCAUGUCUGUCCAAAUGUCCCCAUUUUUGAUAGUCGAUGACAUACUGAAAGCAACUCGUGUUCUUUAACCUUUCAUGAGGACCAGAUUUGAAAGGAACAUCUUUGACCCUGCCCUACAAGAUGAAAGCAUGAGUGCAAAUUGCCACAUGGAUAGGCAAAUGCAUGAUCGAUCAUCGUAAUAAACAAUACACAAAACUAUGGUGCCAGUGCAAUACCUUCCAUGGCACGUGACUAUGCAAUGACAAACGAAGGACUACACGAUUGACUUGUAGGAGUUUGGGAAGCUCUUUUGGUUUUCUCAUCGGUGGGUUUCUUAGCGGCCUGGAGUUUGUCGCGCAUGGGCCCGUAGUCAGUACACCCCCCUAGUCCACUAUUAUUUGCGCGACACACCAUACAUGGUGCAUCCCAUUUCGCAGUCGUCGUCUGCCCACAAAGCGUGCUCCGUUUCCCAGGCGAUUCCCAUUCCGGCAACGACUCUCAAGCGGCCGGCAAACGAAGCACUUUCUCCUGAACCUCCAAAGCAUAGCCCACACGUUCCCCGUACUCCAACACCAAGCCAAGGUUUCCAAGAAUUUGCAAUAAAUUAUAACAGAGAUCCCGAGCUAGUUCCGUCAACUCCGUUCCACGCUGCCGGCCCGAUGGAGGUGGAUCUACCUACCAUAGCUGAGCAUUCUGAGAAGUCUCGACCAUCAUCGUCGGUAGUGAACGACGGAGAGCUGAAUAAUGGAGCUGUAAUGGCACAAAUUGGCAACUGGACUGGAGUUGCGACAGUGAACGACAUUUAUGACCCUGAGUCUGAAGCCUCACCAAAAAUCCCGCCAGUCUCAGCCUUCAACAGUAUAUCGGUUGUUCAGCCAAUGGAGCAGCCACCGCCCCCGUCAGAGCAAAACUCUUUGAGACUUGCUAUCCAAGAAAGCAUUAGAAAAAAGAGCGAGGGCAUAUAUUUCCUGCUUGCAAUACCAUGGUUUCGAAAUUGGAGCGAAUACGUAGUGUCAUCCGAGUCUGACAAAGGCAGAUCCCUCGACGAGCCUCCAGGCCCAAUCAAUAACUCUACCCUCUUUACCACUAAAACGUGCACUCAAAUCCAAGAUAACCUUCGAGAAUCGGUGGACUUUGUUGCUGUAUCAGAAGAUAUCUGGCGGCUCUUGUUGAGAUGGUACGGGAUGGUGCACGAAAGGCAUGCAAUUCAACGGCGUACCUUUAAAGAACCCAAGUCACUCGAAUCGAAAUGGGUUUUAGACGUAUAUCCUCAUCAGCUCGAAAUUGUCCAUAUUAACGCAUCCAAAGACCGAUCUGAGAUCAAACGAUGUGCUCUUUUCCGUGGUGAGACGUUAUCUGAAGCGCUGCAGCAAAUAUGCAAACCGCUGCAAGUUGAGACUUCAAACGCACGAUUAUGGUUAAUCGCAAAGAAAGGAAGAGUACUUGUAACUGAUUUAGACAAGACUCUUGGGGAGCUAAAUGUGGAUCGAGUGCAGCGUGCAGAGUUGGAAACAAAGGAACCCGGGACUCCUUGGCAGGUUAACGGCGCGGAUGACGCGCAUGCGAGGGCGGAUACGAAUGCGCUUAGAGCUGAUGCAGACAAAAGCGAUGGUAAUAAAGAGCAAUCUGCGACCGGAGACAAGUCCAGGGCAGAGAUUCAUGAAAGCGGACUUCUUCCGGAGCUCGCAGAUCCUGUGGACACCAGAGAUGCCCUGUCCCCUAUCUCCAUACCCAUAAAAGCCGAGACAAAACGGGAACGGUUAAUGAGGAGGUUGAAUAAUCCCUUGGCGGAGGACGAAGGGAAAGAUGAAGCCGAUAAAAAGCCUCUUAUGCUAGGGUAUCAACCUUUGUCACCAGUCUCACGUGAAGAUCCAGCACCACAAACAAAGACGACAUCCCACGUGGCGAUAUCGGGGUUCAGUCUGACUCGUGCCAGAACAAGACUGCCCGUGGGAGCAACGGGUCUCAGCAACCUCGGAAAUACGUGCUUUAUGAACUCUGCAUUGCAGUGUUUAAGCAACACGCCGCCUCUCACAAAGUAUUUUCUGAAAGGGCUGUGGGAAAAGGAGCUAAACCGAGACAAUCCCCUCGGAAUGAAGGGAGAAGUAGCAGCUGCAUAUGCCGAUCUUAUCCUCCAAUUAUGGCGCCCUGAUCCGGAUCGACCUGGUAGCUUUGCUCCACGCGGUUUUAAAAGCACGAUCGGCCGGUUCAAUCCAAUGUUUUCGGGUUACUCGCAGCAAGACUCUCAAGAGCUUCUUGGCUUCUUGGUUGAUGGCUUGCACGAGGACCUGAAUCGUAUUUUAAAAAAGCCGUAUAUUGAAGCUCCCGAUAUGGAUGGGCAGCCUGAGGAAGCGAUCGCAGCAAAGGCUUGGGAAAUAUAUAGUCUGCGGAAUGACUCCGUCAUCGUUGACCUCUUCCAGGGCCAGUACAAAAGUCGCGUUGAAUGUACCGUCUGCGGCAAGUGGUCAGUAACUUUCGACCCGUACAUGUUUUUAUCGGUCCCAAUUCCAGAUCAUCGACAAAUCAUAUUAUCGGUACGGACGAUGCCGCAACCGGGGAUUGGAAAGAGCAUUGAGGAUGAUAUUCCUCGGGUCUUGCAUCUAAUUUUACCAAAGGAUGCGACGAUUGCGACACUUAAGGAGCUGGUCAUACGCCGAAUGGGUUGGAACGAUCCGGACCGCGGUACAACUGGAGUGUAUGCGGUGGAGAUCUACCAGGGCAAAAUCUUCAAAAUCUUUGAAGAUACAGAACCCGUAACCUCUAUUGGUACCCAGGAUGAGGUUUAUGUGGUGGAAUUGGGAGCUCCUGACUGGGAUCUUUUCGAAGUUCCCCACGCGGAGAGGACUGUGGCGAACAUCAGACACAUCCCCGUUUAUUUUACACGUGAGCCUACACAUAUGUCACGUUCUGAUCGGGAGCAAUUUGGAAUUCCCUUGAUAGUAUCCGUCCCAGCUACAAUGCGAACAAUCAUCACACCAAACCGUUGUGGAGGACUAGAACAACAAGAAGUUGAUGAACUUUUAGACGCUAUUUCGAGUGAACGUCUUUAUCGGGCAGUACUGAGGACUUUGCGAAGGUAUACGAGAUUUCCACUGUUUCUCCAGCAAGGAUCGAUGCGCAUCCAAGAUGUAUAUGAGAAACUUCAAGAAUUACAGCAAAUGCGCCGAAUAGAGGGAAAAGAGUCCUUCAUGAACGACUUCAGGUGCAUUCCUGAUGAAUACCCGGAAUCCUUCGAUUCUUGUGCCAGUGACGUGUUACUUGAUUUUGAGAACUCAAUUCGCUUUGUCGAGAGUAGUCCCAAUGUUAAAUGUGAGCCCAUCAAAGAUCUCUUCGUCCUGUCCGUUUCCCAAGCUGCACAACGUUACUCCCCGCCCGUGAUAGACUUUUAUCAGAGCGGGUGGAACAGUUACCAAUCAGAAAGAACUUUACUAUAUGAUGGGGAAGAGCUGUACAAGAAGGAGCAACAGCAAAAGCAGAAUGAUGACGAAGACUCGACAGAUGCAGAUGAUGAGGCAUCCGAUUCGGAUCCGAUGCAGACACAUUCAUAUGUUCGCCGUCCUCGAUCUCUCUCGAGAGGGCAUCAAGCCAUACGGAGAACUGGAGGAACCUCUGCGAGUGACUCAGACGACGACGAUAAACUGCGCUUGAGUUCCAUUCGCUCAUUCAAAGCGGAAGCGGUACUGUUCAUGGAGUGGAGAACCACGGUGUCCCGUUACGUAUUGCGGGAGGACGCGUUCACGACGCGCGAAGAUCCGGGCAAUGAAGCGGUGCGUGCUGAGUGGGAAGCGAAGCGUAACGGACCAAGGAAAGUAAUUACCCUGCAAGACUGUUUUGAUGAAUAUCGGAAAGAAGAGGUGCUUGGAGAUGACAACAGUUGGUAUUGCCCUCAAUGUAAAGAGCAUCGACCGACAAAGAAAAAGCUUGAUAUCUGGACUGUACCAGAGAUUCUAGUAUUUCAUCUGAAACGCUUUUCCAAUGCCGGGCGCGGAUACCGUAGUAUGAUGAGCGAUAAAAUAGACUCAUAUGUAGACGCGCCUAUACAAGGUCUUGACCUCACCAAGGUGGUGGUUGGCAAACAGCCUGCCCGCAAAUGGCGGUCACGUGGAUCGUUGCCAGAAGAGAACAAGGAAAAGCCCGCAGAAACCGCGAGGGCUCAACAUGUCGAGGUGGGUUCAGGUGGAAGCGCCCUGACAAGCGACGGCGUGUUUGCGGACGAAAUGGACGUAGGGGAACCCAGUGUCAAUCUGGCGCAAUCGGCAGCUGAAGCCUCUGCAGUGCGAUCAGAAAAGUUUGAUGACUCCUUACGGGCUUCGGCAUCGUCGGAACUGGAUCGCAUGGAGGUGUCUGAACGUGUCGAUUCAGAAACUAUCGAUACAUCAUUAGACAAGCCCCUGGUCGAUGCAGAUGACGAGGAGUUAGAAGCUGCGUAUCAAGAUGCGAAAACCCGGACGCCCAAACCGGAGGAGGCAGAGGGGACAGGCGCACCCUGCGACGAAGAACGCGAAGGGAUCGGAUAUUUGUAUGAACCCGCUACGGAUUCUGACGAUGAGGAGUCUCUCGUCUACGAUUUGUUCGCGGUGUCAAAUCACUAUGGGGGGCUGGGAGGUGGACACUAUACUGCCUACGCCAAAAAUGCUUUGGAUUCGCAAUGGUACCAUUUCGAUGACAGUCAUGUCAGCAAAACUGACGAAUCCGAUGUUAUGACGUCUGCGGCGUACCUCCUCUUCUAUCAACGCCGACACAAAGGCAACAAAACGGAUCUUACCAAAGUUCUGGAAGAAGUUCAAAAACGCGCCGCUGCGGCGGAAGCAGCCGCAGCCGCCGCCAGAGCCGAACAAUCUUCGUUGAGCUCUUUUUUACGUACGCCUUCCGCUCCAUUUCCUAUGCCGCUGGGCACCCACUUAUCACAGCCGUCUGGAACGGGCUUGGUCUCGCCGAUUACUACAUCAGCCGAAACGACGCGCAACAAUUCGCCUCAGGUGUCACCCGCCGGGUCGCUGGGUGGCUCGGCUAUUAGUAGUGAUAAUGAAGAGUCCGAGACGGUUAAUCGGGAGCGGAAGGCGAGAACAACACCGGGUGUGUACCUUGAUCACGGCCCAUGUCUUCCAUCUUCAGAGCGUACGCCUUUUGGUCCAAUCCGGGAGUCAAGCCCUGCGGCUUCUUUUUCUGUGGGUUUUGACUGGGGCCAGCGACAAUCUUCUGUGAAUGACGGAGGAGAUACGUUUUUAGACGCAAGAGGGUCCCGGUCGCCCACUGAGCACGGCUGGGGAUGGCCAUCACCAGACGCCAGGCCCUCUUUUGGGUGGAGCGAUAACGCCCUGGAACAAGAUGAGACAGAUGCGUCUUAUCAGACACUGCCAUUGAUGGAUGCAGAGGCUGACAGACUAGAGGCAACAGAUGUUGAGAUUGAGGAUUUGGUUUCUGAUGAGGCUGACGAGUCUAGAAAGCCACAGACUGUGAAUGGGGAUGCGAACGGUCAAGAUGCAGAGGUUAAUGGGGGCUACGAACAAGAGGAGCAGUCAAGGGGAACCGAAGGAGGCGAAAGCAAUUUAAAAACAUCGUUACAGCACGUUGAGUAUGAUAAUCCCGGCACUAUAUCACAGGCGGCAAGUGGUGACGAAUAAGAGCGUGAAUGAAUGUAUUUAGAGAUGUGUGCCAUUAGCAUUAUACAUAGUGUGGAGGUGAUUGAAAAUGGCACUAGAACUCAUUAUUAUCCGGAUUAAUCCGGUCAGUCAUAUCGCAUAAUCAGAACCCCCUCUAUCG